GUCCUCUGCCACCACGAGAGCUUCACCACGUGAUGUAACAUGUGCACAGAUUGUAAAGCCCUCUGAGGCACAUGUGUAACUUGUGAUUCUGGGCUCUACACAAUAAACUGAACUGAAUCACGAGUUGCCGUGACGUAACGCCCGUGACGUCACGCCGGUGACGUCUCCGGGGCAUCCCCGUCGGGCGGACCAGACUUCGGCACGGGAAGCAGGAGAGAACCAGACGUCUCCUAAACAUGGCUCUGAACCGGAAUCAUUCGCAAAACGGCGGCGUUCUGAUCAACAACGGAGAAAGUGUCGUAAGGGAAUGUAAGAAUGUGGAGCUGUCAUUCACUGAUGUCUCCGGCAAGACAGACCUGCUCAGGGGGACCAAGAAGGGCACCAUCUACCUCACACCCUACAGGUUGAUGUUUGUGUCCAGCAAUACCAAGGAUUGCUUGGGUUCCGCCAUGUUCCCCUAUUAUCUGAUGAAGGGCUGCAGCAUUGAGCAGCCAGUCUUUGCAGCAAACUACAUUAAAGGGACCGUGUCAGCUGAGCCUGGUGGUGGCUGGGAGGGCCAGGCCCAUUUCAAGAUGUCCUUCCCCAGUGGAGGAGCCAUAGAAGUGGGACAGCAUCUCUUCAAACUGGCUACAAAUGCUUCUCGCGGCGCUCCUGCACAAAACGGCGCUGCGGCUUACGGCUAUCCUUCACCUGGAAUGAUGAAUGGCUACGGCCCACCUCAAGCUGCUCCUCCUGCAUAUCCUUACCCAGCCCCCACCCAGCAGAAUGGAUUCUACCAGGGCCCUACUCCUGCUGCUCCAAACAUGGGUUACCCCCAUCCAACAGCUGCUGCAGGAAUGUACCCAUCUGGAUUUGACUAUAUGGCCCCACCUCCCCCCUAUCCUGGGCCUCCCCAAAAUUGGGUUGCACCCCCCCAGAACUGGGCAGCAACACCACCACAACCACCUCAAGGUAACUCCAAGGCGGCUGAAGCAGCUGGCAAUGCGUACUACAAUCCCAGUAACCCACACAAUGUCUACAUGCCCAUGGAGAGGCCUCCACCAUAUGCACCUUAUCCAAACUCUCCUGAGAAGAAAAGUAACUGAAGCUCUGGCACCAUCACUUCAACGACACUCCUCUCUCUUCCUCUGUAUCGUCAAUAAAUUUCUAAAGCAAGGGGUAAUGUCGGAGGAUACAGUACUUACUCCAUCAUAGAAUACCGAAAAGAAAAUGCAAGUAAUGGAGGGUUCAAAGAUGUCAGUGAUAAUUCACCAAUGAAUUAAUGAUGUUUUGGAUACAGGAAUAGCAUACAAAGCAAUUACAUCUUUUAAAUACUGUUUUCGCUUAUACUUAAAUUCAUUUAAAAGGAUUGACAACUUGUAACUCUAGCUAGACCCAUCAUUAUUAACAUUCUAAGUGAUUUAUUUCUGUCUAAUUCUCUAGCACGUAGGUUAGGGAACCUAAACUGUUCUUGUGAAGAGCUGAAAGUAGGAGGCAGUUUGGGGAUUGUAUUUUUAAGACCGAUUUAUUACCAAAACAUUUUCUGGCAAUUUCUUGAUUUCAGUUCCUGUAGUUCUUAACAAUAGCAACUCUUAUUAUACAAGGUAAAGUAUUUUUGCAGUAUCAUUGAUGGUGCAGUGUGUGUGUCUCCUAUACAGUUUUUGCGUUGAGUUGUUGUCCAUAUAUAAAACAAGAACUGGGUUGAAUCGUGUUUAGUAAUACAGUAUCUGACUGAUUCUCAUACUAUGACUAGCAAGAAUAGCGAGUUCAGGUUUCCCUAACAUAAGACAAGUGUGAUUCUACACUACAUCAUUGACAUUACAGUCAGAGUGAUUCCAUUCAUUGUAUGACCCAAAUCUCCCUGUCUUCAUCAUAAUAUUAUAUUAUGUAGUAGAGUUUUUUUUAUUUUUAUGAAAAGGAGCAGUGCAUUGUUUGAAAAAGGGGGAUCAGAUGGAGUUCUUACAAAACACGUCUACAGGAUGUAUGUGCAAUAAUUCAACCUCUCACAAUAAGGUUAAAGGUGACGAGCUGGGGUUUUACCUGAAUGACCCCGUGCUCUACUGCUACAGUAGCUUCUAUUGUAUUCAUGUAUGCAACGCCAAGCUGAAACCGGAACUCUACUCUCUGUGUAUUUACACUAGUGUGGGGUUACAAGGCCACGCUGUUAUAUUAAGGGCCCGACAGUGUUCAGCCUGCUGUUGAAACUCCUGAAUGCAAACCAUUUAUUCCUGAUUUAAAAGUGGGCUGAGGAGCCAACAGACCGUGGAGUCGCAUCAGUUAACAACUGUUUGAAGGACUAUUUGCACACAGUUGAAGUGAUAAGAGGAUUUUUCUGAGUGUUUUAGUUUGCUUGAAUUAAUCAAAUGUCUGUAUAUUAAUAUCUCUUUUGCAGUUCUUAUUAUUUUGCUGAAUUUUGUCUGUCAAUUCAAAUCUAAUAAAUGAGUCAUUUAUUGAA
Anoplopoma fimbria (sablefish) is the source of this 2434-nucleotide messenger RNA. It is a transcript of the gene wbp2nl, whose product is annotated as WBP2 N-terminal like. Gene Ontology annotation, molecular function: chromatin DNA binding; transcription coactivator activity. The transcript has 9 exons. The record is from RefSeq and is a predicted model, not a curated record. The coding region runs from base 237 to 1085 and encodes 282 amino acids. Gene Ontology annotation, cellular component: nucleus. NCBI's taxonomy places the organism in Eukaryota, Metazoa, Chordata, Actinopteri, Perciformes, Anoplopomatidae. Gene Ontology annotation, biological process: positive regulation of DNA-templated transcription.